Messenger RNA from Mycena citricolor, 1800 nucleotides. The record is from the annotation of a GenBank genome assembly. NCBI's taxonomy places the organism in Eukaryota, Fungi, Basidiomycota, Agaricomycetes, Agaricales, Mycenaceae.
CAAGCAUUUCGAUAUUCAGAUGUAAAUAGGGUGACACACCGACACACACCGCAUCCUGCUUGACGCUUGCUCUUGCCAUGUGUCGUCUCCGGGUCAAUACUCUAUGCGCCUCCACGAUUCUCCUUUUCUCUCCGCUUGUUCAGGCACAGAGCGAUGCUAGCCAUAUCCCGACUUCUACCGUUGCUAUAUGUCUCGUUGUCGUGGCUCUCAUCCUCCUCAUCGUAUCAUGCUCCCUGCAACGACACCGAGCCAUCCGUCGACAGCAAACGAUUUCCACCGUCCCGCCGGCACUCGUUUGCGAUAACGGGUUUCCGCAUGGACUCCAAUUCGGAUCUAACGUCUAUCGAUCACUGAACGGCCCCCUGCCUCAGCGAAACGGAGCAACCGAAUAUCCGCCCCUCAACACCACCGAGCUUGCACCGCCGCCAUACGUGAAGGAGGGUGGGGAGGGUUGUGCGCCUGUAUAUCAGCCGCCGCCGGGCCCAAUGCCCGGCAGCGAUGGUUCAUUUAAUCCCCCACUGGGUCCGCCACCGCCUGCUCACGUCGCCACACAUCCCCGUGUUUCCUCCGCGGGUUUCGCCGCUGCCCCUGGAACGACAUCGCCGCCGAUAGGUUCGCCACCUGCGUUCGAUCUAUUGACACGUCGCGACCCCGGGCCGACGUCAUAACACUGGCUCUGGGUGAUGCAUUCCCGUGGAAGGAGCUAUCCUGUAUCUUGUAUAUCAUACCCACUGUCUGCCGCUAUACGGAACGCGAUUUUGAUGGACGUACCGGGCUGCAUGUGGUCCUCAUUUACCGUGUCGCGCACUCACGCUCGGUCGCGUGAUCGUGCCAGCUUCGCUUCUGUUAACAAUUCCUGCUUCUAUCACAAGGGUGGCAGGGCGUGGGACGUUGUAGUCGACGCACCCGAAGUUGCCGGUCGACAUUCGAGCUGGCCGAGGGUUGAGGGUUGUGAGGGAUACUGAGGGAAGGUCUUCCCGACGCUUACGGGAACGAUUCUGCUGGAUUACUGUAGGGAGCAGCUAGGUCCCUGGCCGGUGGACUGAAUAUCAUGUGCUGCCACUCGGUAAUCCGCAGGAUCCAGAGGAUUUAACUGCGAGUCGAGUCCGUAGUGUGCUCUGCCACGCGUGCGAGUGCGAACGAGGGCGAGAAGUGGAGCGUUCUCUAAUCCUGGGACUGUCCCGGCUGCGGACCCGCAUGCAAUUCUUGACGAGCCUGGGCCUGGUGGCUUCAGGUUGUUGUGGUCCUGGAUUAGAAAUCUGCGGAGGAGAGGGGGAUUGCUGACCUGCCACCCCCCGCACUUGGCGCGCCGUCGGCGAUUAGUAUCCGGCAAUUGAUGCCGAACCUCCAAGCAUCCACGGUCUGUCGGGAGUCGGCGAGGCAUUACUGGGGCUGCAAGUUACGGUUCAACAUCCGCGCAAUGAACUGUCCAGCCAAUUCCAACCGUCGCCGGGACUUGAACUCGUCAAUGGGAUUGAAGAAGAGGUCUCGUGCAAAGUCCUUGAAACACGGACCCCUAUUCAUGCUCAAAUCGGUCAUAGGUAACAUUGUGGUCCAGUUUUUUUCACGCCGCCAGGAAUCUGUACAGCCGCCUACCCUACCAAGAUCUGUAGCAAGUGGCUGGAAACUUGGAGCUACCAAUUGUUCAACUCAUCAGAUUAUGAGGAGCUCAAAAUCAAUUCUCAGCAAAUUGUCUAUGAAAUAUGGGCCCGUGCUUCAGGGUUUGUGCGCGAAAAGGCGGAAUUUUGCUCGUUGGGUGUUGAGAAAGCACGGGGAUGAUUUCUGAUAAGUACAUUCUUU